Messenger RNA from Amoebophrya sp. A25, 894 nucleotides. NCBI's taxonomy places the organism in Eukaryota, Dinophyceae, Syndiniales, Amoebophryaceae. The record is from the annotation of a GenBank genome assembly.
GCCAUUAUUGGCACAGACAUCCAGGGUGCCUUCGACUCGGUGGACCACUCCACGCUGCUGAACAGGUUGGGCGCCACGCUUACCCUGGAGCCGGCGAUCACUCGCUUCGUUGCGUUAUGGCUUGUUCGGCGCUUUCGGGUACGCCUUGGCCCUGGUGUCUCCACUUGCUACCGCCUCCAUCGUGGCAUCCCGCAAGGGGGCAUCUUAAGUCCGUUCUUGUGGAACUUAAUGGUGCGCGGCUUCUCCGCUCAGCUCAACCAACUUCCUGGGACCUAUCUUCGCUUCUACAGUGACGACGGUACGCUCCACGUUUUGGGUGCCACUCGUGCUGAGGUGGCUACACGCGCGCGGCAUGCCCUCACUCGGCUCGCUCAGCUCCUGGAAACGCGAAAGCUCAAGCUCGAACGGAGUAAGUGUGAAUGUCUCUGGUUGAACCUUCCUGAGCGCCCUCAUCGGCGACCGCAAGACGACCGUCUCCCUGGAUCGUAUCCCCCUAGACGAGCGGAAGUGGACGCUGACUGGGGUGCCGAUGGGCUCCUUGACCUCGGCGGCGCUACUACGGUCCGAUCUCUGCGAGUGCUUGGCGUUCUCAUCGACCCCGGCUUCGCCUUCACUGACCACCUCGAGUACGUUGUGUCGAAGUGUCAGCGACGCGUGCAGGUGCUGCGCCGGCUGGCAUCCUCCUCCUGGGGCCUCAGCACUGCCUUCUUAGCACACACGGCGUGUGCCUUAUUGCAUCACGUUGCUUGCUUCGGUAUCGUCGCGAUCGGCCCGUAUGUCGACCAACGUGCUGCGCGGAGGUACGACGUCCGGAUCGGUCACGUGGCGGCGCGCUUGGUCCUUGGUGUUUCCCGCACUGUCCGACGCGAGGCCCUGUACACACUCUCUGGCCUC